AUGUAUUUUUCUUCGCUUACCUUACUAUGGGUUGUCCUUAUUUAUACGAUCCUCAUGCAUUGCGAGGCCAGGAGUGUGAUGGAUACACCUGAUAUUUCCGAAAGCAAUGAUAAGCCGACGGCUGACUACCUGCAAAUCUAUUCAGAUCUAAUGAAAUCCUACAUGAAUCUAAGUGUGGCGCCCUGUGACAACUUUUAUGAGUACGCCUGCGGAAAUUAUGGAAAGGUGAAGCCAGAUCGGUAUUCCUGGCACCGGCGGAGCACCUUCGCCGAUGUGGUCUACACACUGAGUGACAUUGCGGAGCAACUGGUGGGCAGGAUGGAUCUGGCGGAGGCUCUCAAUGUGUCCAGCGAACUGAUGGUGGCCCAGCGAUUCCACAACGCCUGUCUGGGAGCAGAGCUCUAUCCGUCCAAUGCAGCCGAUCCUGCUUAUUUGGAUCUUAUUCGGUCGAUCGGAGGCUUUCCCGCCGUCGAUGGAGCCGCCUGGAGUGCCUCCAACUUCAGUUGGUUUAAUAUGAGUUCCCACCUAACCAACUAUGGAGCAAAUGGACUAAUCCGCGAAGCUCUCUUGGCAGCUUAUCCCUUUGAGCCCUACACCAAACUGCCCGAACUGGGAUUCGAUCAUAUCGUUAACGAGGUCAAUUUCGCUAGUAAUUCUUCCCGAGCUUAUAAACUUAAUGAGGAGCGGAUGCGUGGAUACCUGAAGGCUUUUAAUCUUCCGGAUGAUAAAAUUGAUGAAGUGAUUGCCGGGGUGUUUGCCUUUUGGCGCGAAGCGCUCGAAGUCCCUCAGCAGUGCGAAGUUUUCUAUCCUUUUCCGAUUGAGAUUGAGUUUCCCCAGUGGAGACACUACUAUGAUAUCUCAUGGAACGGACUCCAUGUCUCCAGCAAAAAGUUUUGCGACUUUUACUACAUCGAGCUGGACAAGGUGUGUCAAAGACAUCCUGAGGCAGUGGCCAACUACCUGGCCAUGCAGUUGCUCUACAAGUUGGAUCCUAAACUGAAGGCGCCCAAGUACCAAAGGGAUUAUUGUGCCGUCACGCUAGUGACCUCCAUGUCCUUUCUCUUCAACAAACUCUAUAUGGCGAAUAACUUUAGCGAAGAAAAAAGGCUGGAAGUGUCGGAAAUUAUCCAAGAACUGAGAAAGAGCCUUCGAAGGUCGCUCGAAGAAGCCGAGUGGCUGGAUAAGGAAACUCGCGAGGAAGCUCUGCUCAAGGAGUCGGGAAUUCAGACUCGCAUCGGUUCCUUCAAGGAUAACUCUCGAUCCGAUCGUCUGAUACGGAAAAUCGGCAGCCUGAAAGUCGUCAAUGAAAGCUACGCUUUGACCAACAUUAAUUUGCAGCGCCUCAUUGUCGAAAUCGAACGCUUCAGCAGCCGGCAUUUUGAGGAACUGGCUAACGAUACCAAACCCCAGACGAUGCUGCUGGGAAUGCAAGUUUCGGCGGUCUAUUGGAUGUUGGAUAACUCCAUUAACGUAAUGGCUGGGCUUUUGGAACCGCCCAUCUAUCACCGAUCCUGGCCACUUCCCCUGAAGUUCGGCACCUUGGGCUUCACUGUGGGCCACGAACUGACUCAUGGAUUCGACACAACCAGCUCCUAUUAUGACGGCAGUGGCAACCUUCGCUCCUGGUGGUCGGAGAAAUCUCGACAGGAUUUCGAGGAACGCGCCGAGUGCUAUAUGGAUCACUACGGUGGUUACGUGAUACCGGAGAUUAACCGCCGUCUCAAUGGAAAGACGACAAUGGACGAGAACAUCGCCGAUAAUGGCGGAUUGCGGCGGGCUUUGGCGGCCUACCGCAGCCACAAGAAGCAGCUGCUGGAGGAUCCGGAUCAGGCGAGGAUCAGCGAACAGAUGCCAGGUCUAGAGCUCACCCCUGAUCAGCUUUUCUUCCUUGGCUUCGCCCAGGUAUUCUGCUCCGAAUACGAGGAGGAGCACUACUGGAAGGACCUGACCAAUGAACACACCAUCGACAAGUACCGGAUCCUGGGUGUCGUAUCCAACAGCGAGGACUUUUUCCAGGCCUACAAUUGCUCCGUGGGAAGUGGAAUGCGACCUAAGGCCGAAACUUGCCGGAUUUGGUAAUGAAAUUAAUGCUUAUUAUAAAAUUUGGGAAAAUGUAACCAAUUUGUAUAUUUAAUCAAAACCUAAAUACGUAUAUUAAUAAAACCACUGUGUAACCCUAA
This is a messenger RNA of Drosophila takahashii, 2180 nucleotides long. It is a transcript of the gene Nepl12, whose product is annotated as Neprilysin-like 12. Gene Ontology annotation, biological process: proteolysis. Gene Ontology annotation, cellular component: plasma membrane. The record is from RefSeq and is a predicted model, not a curated record. Gene Ontology annotation, molecular function: metalloendopeptidase activity. NCBI's taxonomy places the organism in Eukaryota, Metazoa, Arthropoda, Insecta, Diptera, Drosophilidae.